Molecule: messenger RNA, 3139 nt
Organism: Syngnathus typhle (broad-nosed pipefish)
Lineage: Eukaryota; Metazoa; Chordata; Actinopteri; Syngnathiformes; Syngnathidae
Gene: prlra
Product: prolactin receptor a
Exons: 9
Coding region: 250-1872 (540 amino acids)
Biological process (GO): cytokine-mediated signaling pathway
Cellular component (GO): external side of plasma membrane; signaling receptor complex; membrane
Molecular function (GO): cytokine binding; cytokine receptor activity
Source: RefSeq, a predicted model, not a curated record
UAAGGCGGAACCAAACGUACGGCUCUGUCACUAAUGUCUGCCUCGCCUCCGUGGAGAAUUACUUGGACCACCCCGCUCUUGUGUGGAGUGCCACCGCCGGCUGACACAGACAUAUGCUGAAACACUGAUUAUCUGGUAAGUUUUCAUUUUGAUUUAAAUUUUUAAAAUUUAUCCUACAGGGCAGAUGUUCCAUGAGUGGACUCAUACCUGGAUGUUGAAGCCGUCAAUUGUGUGGUACCCUGAGCCGCAAUGAGAACCAUUCUGGAAUUGACCUGCCUGCUGUUGCUGUCCAUCACACCACACGCUAAAGGUCUCAGUCCGCCGGGGAAGCCCACAUUGACCAGCUGUCGCUCUCCCGAAAAAGAGACCUUCACUUGCUGGUGGCAGCCUGGUUCAGACGGAGGACUGCCUACCACGUACGCGCUUUACUACCGCAAGGAAAGCUCUGAGGUUGUGCACGAGUGCCCCGACUACUCCACUGGCGGCGAGAACUCGUGUUUCUUCAACAAGAACGACACAUCCAUCUGGGUCAACUACAUCAUCAGCGUGGUGGCUACCAACCAACUGGGCAGCGCCUUUUCUGACCCGGUGGACAUUGACGUGGUCUACAUCGUCCAGCCCAACCCUCCUGAGAACGUGUCACUGAACAUCAUGGAGGACAAAGGCUGGCCCUUCCUGCGAGUGGUGUGGGAGCCGCCCCGUCAGGCCGACACUCGCUCCGGCUGGAUCACACUCAUCUAUGAGCUUCGUAUCCGGUCCGAGGGGGAAAACGAGUGGGAGACUCACGUGGCUGGCCAGCAGAAGCUGUUCAACAUUUUUAGCCUUCGCUCCGGCACCUUGUACCUCGUUCAGGUGCGCUGCAAACCCGACCACGGCUUUUGGAGUGAAUGGAGCUCUGAGUCCCAAAUCUUUUUUCCUGACUAUUUCCCUCGAGAAAAAUCAGCCUGGAUCAUCAUCACAGCUUUUUGCACUUCCAUCUUCCUCAUUACCUGGUUGCUGCACAUGAAUAGUCGCAGCUUGAAACACUGCCUCCUGCCACCAGUCCCAGGUCCUAAAAUAAAAGGAUUUGAUCAACAGCUUCUGAAGAAAGGCACCUCUAAAGACAUUUUCAACGCGCUAGUACUGUCCAACUUUCCCCGAAUGUCAUCGUCUAAUAACGAGGACCUGUUGGUGGAGUAUCUGGAAGUGUACAUCUCAGAGGAGCGGGAGGCCAUGUUGGAAGGGAGCAAGGAGCUCGACGGGCACGCCUUCAAAUCGGAAAGCUCUACGUCGGAGAGCUCCGCGUCCGACAGCGAUUCGGGCCGGGGUAGCUGUGAUAGUCACACCUUGGUGAUAGAGAAGUGCGGCCGGCCCAAAGAGCACGAAGACGGCACGCGGGCCGAACGGGAAGACUGGGAGAAUCCGAGGGUAGACAUGAGAGAUAGGACAUGGACUUCUGUGUUUACCAGCCCCCCCAAGCGGUCUUCUCACAGCCUCUCCGACAGCCUCUCUCAGCAUCUGGGGCCCUCGCAGGUGUGCAAGCAAAUCAAAGCCCGUAGCGACGUCAACAUCGCCGCGUCCGAUCACAAACUUUCGCCCGCUCGUUGGUCCGGGGAGUACGUGGGCGUGCAGACGGUCGUGGAGGACGACGUGGUCCUCCUCCAGCCGAGGGAGAACUGCUCCCCGCCGCCCUCUUUUCAGAAGCGAGACUACAGCCGGGUGAAGCAGGUGGGCAGCGACAACAUGUUGCUGCUGCUCCAGAAAGUGUCGGAAGGAACGGCGGACGGGCACGAGGGUGGGAUGAGCUUUGGCGCCACGAGCCAGAAGAGCGCCACCAUGGCAGCAAGCGAUUAUGUCGACACGUCCGCUGGAUUUCCAUUGUCAACGUCCUGAGUGUCCUUUUGUUUAGGGGCGGGCAUUUACGUUAUUCUCGUAAUUUGGGACAGACUCCAUUUUCAUGCACUUGAGACCCAGGAUUUUUCAUACACCAAAAAAUGAGUAAGCUAACUCUUUCAAAAAACUUGAUAAACGCAAAGUGAAUAUUUGACUAAAAACAAGCCUUUACACCUGCAAAAUUUGGAUUUGUUUUUUAACAAACAGGACUUUUCACGUAGGAUUUUGACUUCUACUAAUAAUUUUGACCUCAUGUAAAACAACAAAGCCGAACAUCUUGUUGUAGGUAUUUAUAUUUGUAAGCUUGAGUAUUUGGUGUUAUUUGGGCUGGGGUGAUAUAUAUCAAAUGCAAAGCAUUGUACAAAACACAAUUUGUUUUUUUUGGCGGGUGUGGUGUAAAAGUGAUUUAAGUUUGAACUUUAAAUUGAAAUGUUAUGUCAACAAUUUUCGCUAGCACAACAAAGCAAGCAAGUUCUUCGCUUCAAAACAAUUUGCUGAGGUGUUUUACUUAUAUAUUUAAGAAAAAAAACUAAAUGUUUUUUUUUGAAUGCCCAACUGAACAUUUUAUUGGUUGGUUGCCUUUGAAAUUUAAGUUCACUCAACAUUUUUAUUUUAUUUUUUUCCAAUUUACCACAAAGUAUGUGCUGUAUGGCUGUAGUAUGGGCAGCCAACUACAGUCAAAUUUGUAUUAAUUGUUCCAAAAUACAAUUAAUCAACUCCACACAUAUGACAGAACAAUACACAAUCAAUUAAUCGGUUACGAGACCUAUUUUUCUAUCUAUGAGGUGAUUUUCCCGUUAUAAAUCUGUUUUUCAGACUGAACUAUUUUCAAGGUUGUGUCUUAUAGGUUAUUAUUGAGUGACUGUACAAUCGAACCGCCAAAACAUUUUCUUGGCUUUUUUUUGUUUUGUGAUGCGGAGAGAAAAACACGAUAAUAACCAUAGAACAAAUAUUUAUAAGUCAAUGCACAAAUGUGGUUUAUAUUGCCGCAGUAGCAAUGCAACACCUCUGACCCUCUAUAUGUGAAAUGAUGUGUCCAAAGAAGCAUACAAUUUACCUGCUAUGUCAUUUCUAUAAGGAUUUUUUUGGCUGGAAACAAAGUGGUACUAUUGUUUCGUCUGACUAUUGUUGUUGCAGUUCGAAUGAAUGCAUGAAUGAAAAACAGUAAGAAUGAAUGAAUGAAUGAGUUGACUGUGUAAAUUUGAAAACGAACACAUUAUUUUUGCUGGUGUCACUGUAAUAAUAAAUGUACCCGAUUUGGUUCUCA